Molecule: messenger RNA, 346 nt
Organism: Tauraco erythrolophus (red-crested turaco)
Lineage: Eukaryota; Metazoa; Chordata; Aves; Musophagiformes; Musophagidae
Source: RefSeq, a predicted model, not a curated record
GAAGAGGAGACGGAAUGGUGGUGAAGAUGAUGGUUGUGUUCCACAGACCAAGCGUAGCACCCGGAACACUGUCCUUCAGGACACUUGGGACACUGAGAAGGUGGCUGUAACGAAAACCAGUAAGGAACACAGACUAAAAGGAAACAAAGUGUCCUGUGCGAGUCCCGACAGAGCAUGUGGUGCGGACAGCAGCCUCCACCCGAGCGCAGCGGGCUCCAGCCCCGUCUCCUGCCAGUCGUUCCACGAGCAGUCCGCGCUCAGCCAGGGCCCCUACUUCCGAAUUAACCAGAUCCUGAAGGAAGCACAUUUCCACAGCCUACAGAGCCGGGGGCGCCUGCCGACAUGA